Molecule: messenger RNA, 333 nt
Organism: Porites lobata
Lineage: Eukaryota; Metazoa; Cnidaria; Anthozoa; Scleractinia; Poritidae
Source: the annotation of a GenBank genome assembly
AUGCAGACAAAUCACCGACCAAUCAUUCAGUGUACUGCAUUUCAAAAGCUGGGACUCUCAUGUGCACCAUGGCACUCGUCCAAGAGUUCGCGCCAUUUGUCAGAGUCAAUGGUAUUAGUCCAGGAGUUGUGGCCUGUAAAUAAUGAUGCGUCAACAGCGUGCGUUACCAUGGAAACUAGAAAAGCAGAUGUUCUUUCAAAGGUUCCCAUGAAUCGUAUGGGUGAACCUUAUGACGUUGUUAAGGCAGUGGAGUUCCUUUCUUGCGUAUCCUCUGCGGGGUAUAUCAGUGGCCAAGUGAUUCGCGUGGACGGAGGCAGAUCUUUGAGUCAGUAG